AUGGUUGACUCCCUGGUCACACCACCGUCAUCGUCUACAGUAGGAAUCAAUCAAAUGAUCGGGACAGCCCAAACAAAUGAGAGCAACGAAUUGUGCUAUCUCGAUCCGAAAGUGAUGCACGCGAUGUCAAGAGACACCUCGACCGCAGUUCGUGCUCGUCAGCCUCCUCCCCAAGACGUCAUUUUAUUUGUAAUCGGUGGUGGCAACUACGUUGAGUACCAAAAUCUGGUAGAUUAUGGGAAGUCGAAAAAUUUACAGCGUGUUACAUACGGUUGCACGGAGCUGGUGAAUCCGAGACAGUUUACGGAUCAGGUGCGUAUUUUUUAUUUUUUUUUUGAAUGA
This is a messenger RNA of Cooperia oncophora, 342 nucleotides long. NCBI's taxonomy places the organism in Eukaryota, Metazoa, Nematoda, Chromadorea, Rhabditida, Trichostrongylidae. The record is from the annotation of a GenBank genome assembly.